AUGUCCAGUUUGACUCCCACAAGUCAGGCCGGUCCCGAUGCUAGCCUGACCGACCAGAUGCUUGACCUUCUUGAUCUCUCUGCCUACGAUAGCCAACAGUUCGACUCGGCAUCUUCGUCGCCUUUGGAAGGCCUCAAGACAACAUCAGUUCCCGAGCCGACCAUUCCCGAGACGACCGCUGCACCCGGCACCUUCUUAUCAAGCCCACAAUCGUUUCCGGCUCCCAGUCACCAGUAUGACCAGUACAAGCAACAGACUGGCAUCGUCCCCGGCGCGCUCGCGACCACAUUUGCUGUGAACGAGAACAACCCAAAUAUCCCGGGAUACAUGGACUUCAGCGUGGAUCUUCUCAGCACGACGAGUAGCGAGAGUUUCACUUUCAAUUCUCCCCUCCUGGGCAGCAACCCCCAGGGCUUUUCUGACUGGCGCUCGGGUACGGCACGCAGUCCCCUCAACCGGACACUGAGCAGCCCCCAUCUUGUGGAGGCUCGAGAGCAGCUUUUGGCCUCGUCACGUCCCAACGCUCCCAUGGGUCGGGUAUACCCCGGCAUGCAUCAACAGCAAGCAGCCCUGGCAAAACUGCGGGAGCAGCAGAGACAGCAGGAACAGCUGCGGAAACUCCGCGCUGCUAGCUCCGACUCGUCCGACAAUACCGAUCCUGUCAUUCAAGAGCAGAUUAACAAGAUCCUCAGUGAGAUGCGUAACAACCCUCUGCCCAGUCCAGAACCAGUCGGGCCGCCCAUUCUUCAGGCGCCACGGCAGAAGAAGCCGGAGGCGGAGAUGGAUGAGGAUGAGAAACUCUUAAACAGCGAGCAGGGCAAGGCUCUCUCAAGCAAGGAGCGUCGACAGCUUCGCAACAAGGUUUCUGCUCGGGCUUUCCGGUCUAGAAGAAAAGAGUACAUUGCUCAGCUUGAAAGUGAGGUGUCUAAGAAGCAUGCCGAGAAUGCCAUGUUGCGCCACCAGAAUAAGGCGCUCAUCAUGGAAAACCAGCGACUCGGUGACUUUGUUCGCCACUUACUCUCCAAGCCCGCUUUUGCUAGCGUACUCCAGGAGCUGAUCGCCAACCCGGACCUGCUCCCAAAAGCCAACCCUCCGCCACCCACACCGCGGCCCCAACAGCAGCAGGCACCCCAACUCCCAAAGGAUGUGAAUCCGUAUGCGGCACAACAACUCCAAGCUCUUCAACAACAACAGCAGGGGCUAGUCCCCAUUCCUGAGGAUCUGUCACUGGACUUUGCGGCUGAUACUGCCGGUCUUAGCAGUCUGACAGCCCUCCCCGCCAUGAACUAUCAACCUCAGGUCUUCGCUGCUGUUUUCGACACCCCAGAACCGGUUAUCGACACCUCCGUCUUGUCUGGCAAGUCGGGCUCCCUCUUCUUGUUCUCAAGUGACGAUGAGGACUUCAGCUCUUCCAACUCCUCCGACGACAAGCUCGAUAUUCCUGCUAUUCAGGCUUGCCCGAUCGUUCCCUCAUCCCCAGAGCCUUCUGAGACUACUGUUACCGGAUCCGAUACCAAGUCUGCCCCUGAGCCUGCUGCACCUGUUGUCACCGAUGAAGAGUUUGAGAAUGAUCCUGCUUUUGAACUCUGGCAAGACUCGCCUUCACCGUUAUCUACGUCCUCUCCAGUCGCUCCUGCUUCACCAAUUGCUCCUGCUGCCGAGCUCGACAUGACUGGCCUUUCGCAAGUCGACAUUUUUGGCGGUAUCGAGCCUGAGAAGAUUCUGGCUCGGUUCGAGCUCGUUGAUGCCGCUGCUUCUGGCGAUGAGAGCACCUCAACUGUCGAGGAGAAGGCUGAGGACGAAAUUGCUGCCGCUUUGGCCAUGGCCCGUGUGAGGAGGUUGAUCUCUAACCUGGAGGGAGUUGUAGCAAGGUUAGAGCUGUUGACCGUGGAAUUGCAAUCAGAAUAG
This is a messenger RNA of Thermochaetoides thermophila DSM 1495, 1908 nucleotides long. RefSeq lists its product as uncharacterized. The transcript is spliced from 2 exons. Gene Ontology annotation, molecular function: DNA-binding transcription factor activity. Bases 1 to 1908 code for a protein of 635 amino acids. NCBI's taxonomy places the organism in Eukaryota, Fungi, Ascomycota, Sordariomycetes, Sordariales, Chaetomiaceae. Gene Ontology annotation, biological process: regulation of DNA-templated transcription. The record is from RefSeq and is a predicted model, not a curated record.